CGCGGCCAGGCCGGAGCCCCCCGCGCUCGCCGCCCGGGCAGCUCCCUGCGGCCAUGGGGGCGUCCGCGCGGCUGCUGCGCGCGGUGAUCAUGGGGGCGCCGGGCUCGGGCAAGGGCACCGUGUCGUCGCGCAUCACCAAGCACUUCGCGCUGAAGCACCUCUCCAGCGGGGACCUGCUCCGAGACAACAUGCUUCGGGGCACAGAAAUUGGUGUGUUGGCCAAGACUUUCAUUGACCAAGGGAAGCUCAUCCCAGAUGAUGUCAUGACUCGGCUGGCCCUUCAUGAGCUGAGAAACCUCACCCAGUAUAGCUGGCUAGUGGAUGGUUUUCCAAGGACACUUCCACAGGCAGAAGCCCUGGAUAGAGCUUAUCAGGUAGACACAGUGAUUAAUCUGAACGUGCCCUUUGAGGUCAUUAAGCAGCGUCUCACUGCUCGCUGGAUUCAUCCAGCCAGCGGCCGAGUCUACAACAUCGAAUUCAACCCUCCCAAAGCUGUGGGCAUUGAUGACCUGACCGGGGAGCCUCUCAUUCAGCGUGAUGAUGACAAGCCAGAGACCGUUGUCAAGAGGCUGAAGGCUUAUGAAGUCCAAACACAGCCGGUCCUGGAAUAUUACCAGAAAAAGGGGGUAUUGGAAACCUUCUCUGGAACAGAAACCGACAAGAUCUGGCCCUAUGUCUAUGCUUUCCUACAAACAAAAGUUCCACAAAUAAACCAGAAAGCGUGAGUUACUCCAUGA
Messenger RNA from Odobenus rosmarus divergens (Pacific walrus), 737 nucleotides. RefSeq names its product adenylate kinase 3 (gene AK3). Gene Ontology annotation, cellular component: cytoplasm; mitochondrion. Gene Ontology annotation, molecular function: ATP binding; AMP kinase activity. The transcript has 5 exons. Gene Ontology annotation, biological process: nucleobase-containing compound metabolic process. The record is from RefSeq and is a predicted model, not a curated record. NCBI's taxonomy places the organism in Eukaryota, Metazoa, Chordata, Mammalia, Carnivora, Odobenidae.